This is a messenger RNA of Closterium sp. NIES-67, 3361 nucleotides long. The record is from the annotation of a GenBank genome assembly. Lineage: Eukaryota; Viridiplantae; Streptophyta; Zygnematophyceae; Desmidiales; Closteriaceae.
UUUCCUCAACCUUCCAGCUAGUAGCUGCUGCUCUCCGUUCCCUUGACUUCCAUGCUCGACUGACAAGUCGCGUGAGAUUUUUACAAAGAAAAAAGAAGGCUAGGACAAUUAGGGUUGCGAGUUCACCUCGACUAGGGAUGAGCUUAUUUAUUUCGGAUCGGUGGCCUGAUCGACCUCUGCUACUUGCAGCGAUACCUGGUUUCCUCACAAUCCAGUCAUGACCUCGGCUCUCCUGUAGGCCAAGAAAAUAUUAAUUUAGGAAUAGGCCGACAUAGCGUAGAUUUUAGUAAUAUCCACUUAUUGGUCAUUUCGAGGUUCCCGAAAUCUGACUUUACAGACCCUAGUUUCUGCAGGGUGUUUUUCAGAAUUCUCAAAAAGACCCUAGUUUCCGUCACCGGGCACGCUCGCCAGUAGACGUACAGGCAUGGACCCUCUUCCACAAGACCAUGGCUUCAAUCCCAAGGCUCUAGGGUCGUGGGCUCGGCGCACGGGACUGGUCAGUGGCUUCAUGUCUCCGCGUAGGGACAGCAGCGUCGUUGACGUUACCGAAGGCACCAAUACAGUCACGCCCGCUUCGCCGUCCCGCGCUAGCAGCGCAGACGGCAGCAGCUAUCAAGCGAGCGGGUUUCACGGGCAGGGGGAAGGAUACGAGGGGGAAGGGGGGCACGGGGGCCGCGCGCACGGGUUCGAGCAGCCGGGGGGUCAAGCCGCCGCUCCGCAACUUCCCCCGCCGCCUGGCCGAUCCGCGUUCAAGAAGGCGCCCUCGAUUCGCUACCCCGUCGCGCAGCGGGGCGAAGCGAGUAGCGACAGUAUCGGGGCUGGUAGUACGAAUACUAGUCUUAUGUCUCCAACGGCUCCUCAUGGCGUAGGUUCCGCUACUAUACCGGAAGCCGAUAACGAGGGGGUUUCGUCGAUCUCUGAAAGUGACGCGGGAAUGGGAAGCACGCGAAGGUUUGACGAGGUUUCGAGCCACGGUGGGGGGAAGGCUGGCGGAGCGGCAGCGGCGGGCUGGGCCGGAGGCGCGUACGUAGGCGCGGCUAUCGGGGGAAGGGUCGGCGGAAGCCAGGUGGCGCCUUAUCCGGAGGAGGAGGAGGGGGAAGCGGGGGAGGGGGAGUAUGAGGGGGAAUAUCGGAUGGCGGAGGGGGUGUAUGGGUACGAGGAGGGGGAGGAUAUGGGGGGUGAUGACGGGAUGAUGUAUAAAGAGGGGUGUCACAGGAUGGACGAUGUGAUUGUAGACGAUGGGGCUUUAGACGAGGGGAUGGAACGGACGGGUGUGAUGAACUAUGAGAUGCGGGAGAGGCCCGAGGCCGGGUGGAUGGUGGCGUACGCGUUACAGCACGUGGUCGCGCUUAUAGCGAACGUCAUCGUGUUCCCGAUGAUACUCGUCCCCGCUAUGGGAGGCUCCGACCUCGACACAGCGGCGGUGAUCCAAUCGGUGAUGAUGGUAACGGGCAUCGCGACCAUCGUGCAUGUCAUGCUCGGCACGCGUCUGCCCCUCGUUCAGGGGUCGUCUCUCGUGUACCUCGCGCCAGCCAUCGUCAUCGCCAACUCGCCCCAAAACCUCAGCGCCGACAGCUCACAGCGGUUCUCCCUGACGAUGAGGGAGACAAUGGGAGCGGUGAUGGUGGCGUCUCUCCUGCAAGUCCUUGCCGGCUACUCGGGCUUCAUGUCGCUCCUUAUAGAGCUCAUCAACCCUGUCGUCGUGGCGCCCACCAUCAUGGCGGUCGGCCUCUCGUUUCUCUCCUACGGCUUCCCUGUCAUCGGCCGAUGCGUCGCCAUUGGCCUCCCAGAGCUCAUCAUAAUCACCAUUUUCGCGCUGUACCUGCGCCGAGUGUCCUUCUGGGGCUCAAGAUUCUUCCAGAUCCACGCGAUCUCCCUGGGCCUGGCAAUCACGUGGCUGUAUGCGCUGAUCUUGACCCUCUCGGGUGUGUACAGCUACCCCGACUGCUCGCCGUCCAAUGUCUUCAAUAGCGCUUCCUCGCAGUGCGCGGAGAAGGUCGCUCGAAUGGACAGCUGCCGCACAGAUGCUUCAAGUGUGCUGUCGGACGCCAAGUGGGUGGCGCCCCCGUACCCGUUUCAGUACGGCAUGCCGAUCUUCCGCUGGGAGUCGAUCUGCAUCAUGCUGCUGCCGGCCCUUGUAUCGACCAUCGACUCGGUCAGCAACUACCAUGCGACCUCUCUGCUGGUGGCUGCCCGCCCCCCAACAGGCGGUGUAGUCAGCAGGGGGAUCGGCAUCGAGGGGUUAACCAGCGUGCUGGCGGGAAUGUGGGGCACCGGCGCUGGCGCCACCACGCUCACAGAGAACAUCCACCUGGUUGCGGUUACCAGAAUGGGCUCGCGCGUUACAAUUAUUGUCGGGGCGGCACUCCUUGUCUUCUUCUCCAUGUUUGGUAAAGUCGGAGCUCUCUUCGCCUCCAUGCCGCCAGUGAUGGUGGGAGGGCUGUUAACAGUAAUGGCGUCAAUGGCAGCAUCGCUGGGCCUCUCCUCGCUGCGCUACGCCGAGAUGGGCUCCUCGCGCAACCUGCUCAUCACAGGCCUCGCGCUCUUCCUGGCUCUCUCUGUGCCGGAUUACUUCAAGACGUACACGGCGUCCAAUGGGCACGGGCCUGUCAACACGUCUAGCUCUGGGCUCAACUUCGUCCUCAACUCUCUACUUUCUCUCCCCAUGGCAAUCGCCUUCAUGGUUGCUUUCUUCCUCGACAACACUGUACCCGGCACGGCCACUGAGCGAGGCCUCUACGUUUGGUCCGGACGCAAGGCGGCUCGGGCUGACCCUCUCAUGCACGAGGACUACGACCUGCCGUUUGGAAUGAGCAGGUUCUUCUCCUGGGUCUUUUGGCUCGGUGUGUAAAAGCAGCCUAGGUCAAAGACUAAGGAGGUUGCAGCAUUCAAGGCGGCUUGGGCUGACCCCCGGCUCGGGCGGACCCUCACAUGCACGAGGAGUACGGCCUGCCGUUCGGAAUGAGCAGGUUCUUCUCGUGGGCGUUCUGGCUCGGCGAGUGCUGCGCGGGGGAUAAAGAGUAGUGGUGGAGGUUACAGCAUAGGGAGUAGUGUAGGUGGAAGCAUGGAUGGGCUCAGGCCUGCGUGAGGAGUAUGACCUGCCGUUCGGCCUGAGCAGCCUCUUCUCCUGGGUGUUCUGGCCUGGUAGACUACUGGAUUAGAAUGGAGCAGCUGGCGAGCGCUGGUGUGCAUAGCUAUCUCUGCAUUCUCAUGUUCUCUGGGAAGUUUUUUGAGGCGCCUUAGAAAUAGCUACCUCUGCAUUCUCAUGUUUUCUCUGGGAAGUUUAUCUGUUUAUGAGCGCCUAGCGCCUUGGCUUCCUGCAGUGUAGGAGUGGCAACUGGUUGGGGCAUGUGCUAUCUAA